Molecule: messenger RNA, 750 nt
Organism: Pochonia chlamydosporia 170
Lineage: Eukaryota; Fungi; Ascomycota; Sordariomycetes; Hypocreales; Clavicipitaceae
Product: bZIP transcription factor domain-containing protein
Exons: 1
Coding region: 1-750 (249 amino acids)
Biological process (GO): regulation of DNA-templated transcription
Molecular function (GO): DNA-binding transcription factor activity
Source: RefSeq, a predicted model, not a curated record
AUGACUGCAGACCAACUUGCACGAAAACGAGAGCGUGAUCGUCUCGCUCAGCGGGCUACUCGUGCAAGAACACAAAGCUACAUACAGCAACUCGAGCAAGAGAUCCAAGAGCUUCGAGAUGGAACCACACUCGAAGAUCAUAGCGCCAAUGUGAAUACGCUGCAGGAGCUAUACCGUCGCAACAAAGCUCUAACAGACGAGCUGGAGAGGUUACGGGGCCACUCCGAAGAUCUAGGAGCCGCGGCAGCCAUUCGUCAAGUUUCCAACGGCGAUUUAGCCGGGACACCGGUAGUCCUAAUGGAUCCAUCGUUCGAACAUGCGAUCCAUUCGCGGUCGGAACCAUCCGGCUCCUAUGAGUACCUCGGGGACUGUUCGGCUCUCUUUGGGCAGCAGCUGCUAUUAACGUCCAAUCCGUUACAUAUUCAACCCUCAAAUAGUCACCACAGCGCAGCGAAACAAGGAGAAGAGUUGCAAGCACCAGAUCUAUGGCAUGACAACGCAGCCGCAAGCUUUGGCAUGAUAGAAAGCUGUUUGACAGCGCAACCGGUUCCUGCCAAGUCUUACUAUUAUGAUAAUAACUGCCAAUAUAUGGGGAGUCUAAUCCAAAAUGAACUGCUGGUGUCUAAUGGACAACACGGCUGCCAACUAAGCAGCGAGGCAGCCACUGCCGCGGCUGCACAGGUAGAAUGCUUCCAAUAUAUAGCAGAUCCACCGCCGGGAACAGCGGCAGAUGGAAAUUACCGGCCUUGA